AGCCCUAGAGAGUUUGAUUACUGUCACCUGUGUGUGUGUGUGUGUGUGUGUGUGUGAUCAUCACAAUGAUCUGUGUUGACUCUGAUGAAUUUGGCGGUUUUCCUCAGUAAACACGUCUUGGAUCAUGCUAUCAAGCACAGGCCAGGUGGCCAAACUCUACUUGUCUGUCAUUGAUGAUGUGAUUGAGAGCAUGAGGGAGCUCUUCGUAGAGGAAGGGUUUGAAGACCGUGUCUUGGAUGAUUUAAGACAUCUUUGGGAGUCAAAGAUGAUGCAGUCUAAAGCAAUGGAGGACUUCAGGAAGAACAACAUCAACUCGUCUGACGUUUUGCUGCAGCUUUCUGACAACUACAAACAGACCGGCCCAGAACCAGAACUCACAGCUUCUGUUGUGAUCCCUUCAAACCACAGCUUCCCAGUGAAGUACAGUGCAGAAACCCUGGCUACUUUUUCCCUUCCUCCUGGAUUAACUUACCCUGUGCAGAUACCAGCAGGGGUCACUCUACAAACAGCCUCUGGUCAAUUCUACAAGGUCAAUGUUCCUGUUGUGGUAACUCAGGCCCCAGCGGGUCAGCACCCCUCCAGGAAUCCCCCUGCCCCUAAAUCAGCUGCCAUUCCUCCAAAUACCCUUCAUCCGCAGCAGGUGGAGCCAUUUCCUGCCUCGUCUUCCUGUGUCAAGCAAGCUGCUCUGCCUGACUUACCCACCACUAAGGAGAUCAACGUCCUCCAGGAGCCUCCAGCACCUGCUCCUGCUGACACCUCCCAUCUUCAAGAGGCCGAGUCUCCACACUCUGAGGUCACACAGGGAGAGAGCGAGCCAAGUGACCAGAGUGAACCUGUGAACUCCAGUAGCACUGGCAGUAAUGUAGACAUCCAGCUCAGCAGCACCGAAGGGACACUGACACAGACGGACCAGUUAAAGACCAGAGACAUUGACGACAUCCUGAAAAGGGCAAUAGAGGAGGAAAGGGAGAAAGCUCAACGGCUGGACGGGGGCUACAGCUACAGCGAACUGUCAGAUAUCGUGCAGCUGGAUGGUCCGCUCGACAACUCUGAUGGUGAGGAGGAAGAUGAAGCUCCACUAGAUGAGAACGACUUCUUGGGCAUAAUCAAUGCAGAGGCCCUGAAGGCGCUGCAGGAUGGGGGAGGAAGCAGCGACAGCAUCUCCUCUGGCAGCGAUGGCGAGGAAGCAGAUCAACUGGCUGAUGCAGUGGAAGAGGAUCCCUUGAACUCAGGUGACGAUGUGAUUGAGCAGGACAUCCCCGAUCUGUUCGACACUGACAACGUCAUCGUUUGUCAGUACGACAAGAUUCACCGCAGCAAGAACCGCUGGAAGUUUCAUCUGAAAGAUGGAGUGAUGUCUUAUGCUGGCAGGGACUACGUGUUCUCCAAAGCUGUUGGAGAAGCUGAAUGGUAAUGAGCUUCUGUUCAUCAGCACUGCUCUGAUAGUCAUGUGGAAAAACAGUUGGUGAAAAGCACUUGAAUUUUAAGAUCUUGUUGUUAAAAAGUUUAAAACACCACUGUGCAGAACCCUAGUCAGACGUGUCCCCUAACCAGAAGACUAAGUUAUUCUAAGGUUUCAGCUGGUGACUGUAAAAAGGCAGAAAUUUAUGUUGUACAACAGUUUUCUUUAAUAGUGAAAAAUAGUAUAUGAAUUUAAGUUUAUUGUUGUCUGUUAUGACAAUGUUCCUUAUAGGAAACAUACUGCUGUUAAUUUUGUCUUUAAUAACAAACCAAAUAUAUAUAUAUACAUGGCUAUUCUA
Cynoglossus semilaevis (tongue sole) is the source of this 1760-nucleotide messenger RNA. RefSeq names its product general transcription factor IIA, 1-like (gene gtf2a1l). The record is from RefSeq and is a predicted model, not a curated record. NCBI's taxonomy places the organism in Eukaryota, Metazoa, Chordata, Actinopteri, Pleuronectiformes, Cynoglossidae. Gene Ontology annotation, cellular component: transcription factor TFIIA complex. The coding region runs from base 125 to 1414 and encodes 429 amino acids. Gene Ontology annotation, biological process: transcription initiation at RNA polymerase II promoter; transcription by RNA polymerase II. The transcript has 10 exons.